This is a messenger RNA of Akanthomyces muscarius, 366 nucleotides long. RefSeq lists its product as uncharacterized. The record is from RefSeq and is a predicted model, not a curated record. Bases 1 to 366 code for a protein of 121 amino acids. Lineage: Eukaryota; Fungi; Ascomycota; Sordariomycetes; Hypocreales; Cordycipitaceae. The transcript is spliced from 2 exons.
AUGCUUGAUGAAGAAUCUCGCCCGCCAGACCUCGGAGACAUCACUGAUCCAUCCAAAACUGCGAAAAUUGCUUUUGCGGCCCAAGCAGCCGAGUCUAGUGUGUACUUGAAAGAGAGCGAUCGCCUCAAUCACUACAAAGGGGUGCACCGCCCGUCGUGGCCAAGGCUGGCGGCCCUACACCACAUCCUCGAUGAAGGCUGUCACACCAGACGACUGAUGCCAAGAUAUCAUUGGACACGGCAGAAUCUUUGCUGGACAGCUCGUCCUCGACACUCCUACAAAACGCCAAGCUACAUCAGCAAAGGAAGUUUUCAACACUCUGUGGCACAAUCUGGACCGAAAAAGCGCGACUGGCAAUUUACCUAG